Molecule: messenger RNA, 2688 nt
Organism: Gigantopelta aegis
Lineage: Eukaryota; Metazoa; Mollusca; Gastropoda; Neomphalida; Peltospiridae
Product: serine/threonine-protein kinase Nek6-like
Exons: 6
Coding region: 264-1301 (345 amino acids)
Biological process (GO): protein phosphorylation
Molecular function (GO): protein kinase activity; ATP binding
Source: RefSeq, a predicted model, not a curated record
AUUACAAAAUUAAUUGGCGAUGUCGCCUAUGACGUCAUUUAACUAUCAUAACACCGAAAAAGCCAAACAGCUGUGAGAGUGUUGUGCCACUGAAUACGCUUUCAGCACAAUGAAAGGCGACUUCAAGAUUGUGACCUCAUUCAUGAAAAUCCAGCUUUAAGCCUGUUCAAUGAAUCAAAAAUUCUUUGUCAGCAAUGACACAUGACCUGUGUAAGAGAUCAAAUGAUGAUCUUGACAAAUGAUGCCACCAGCACUUGUGGAUCAUGUUGUUCAGUGAUAUUGGACUCAACAACUUCCUUGUGUCCUCACGACUCCACCCAUUCUACUGGCUCCACUGGCCAUACAAGUGCAGGAACAUGAUGUAUCACAUCUUCAAUCCAAUAUCACAGACAAUAACGAUUUUCCAUCAGCCGAAAAGUCCACCAUCUCUACAACAAUGUAGUCGUCAAGCGGUGCUGGCUGCCAUCACACUCAAAGGCUUGGAUCAGGCAAUGAAUCUUCCUCUGCCCAGCAUCCUUGUGGAGUCGGUGAGUAACAUUCAUCUGGACGACUUCCUCAUCAAACUGGAGGACCUGUGUCGGGAGAACUACAUCACACGCACGUACCCCGCCACCUGCCUCUUCAACAAACACAAAGUCUUCAUCAAAGUCAUCCUGCCAGGCAAGAGUGGGGUGCAACUGGACACAAGCCACCCGAGUUACCUGACUGUGUUUGGCGAGCAGGGAUACCUGUGUUGUGUGUACAACAGCACCGACUCGCUGCAGGACAAGAUCGCUCGGUGCAUCAAAGACGGGGAGUCCUUCGAAGACACCUUUGUGUGGCGCGUCAUCCACGCAGUGUGCAGCCAGCUCGUACUGACCAACCCGCGGCCAGACACCAAGAUCAAACCCAGCGUGAUAAUCUUCCUCGCCCAUAACAAGAUCUUCCUCGAUGUCAAGGAAACGGAACCUGACGAGGAGGACAUCACGUUUUUCAACAUGGGUUUACCCGAGCCGAUAUACGACGCCCCGGAGGUCAUCACACACAAUAACCCUGACAGUACGGCUUUUGUCUGGUCGCUGGGCUGUAUCCUGUACGAGCUUCUUUGUCUCGAACCAGCGUUCUUCGACAUAGAGGGAAUCAAUCCAUUCCAGAUGUACAUGGAUAUCGUGCAAGGAGAACUCCCGUCCUUCCAGAAUCUACAGGGCAGCACAGAACUAAAGGAUUUGACCUCAAGUUGCAUGAGAACGGAGCCGGGACUACGACCCACUCUUGAAUACCUGGUAACACUUUCCAAGAGUCACAUACCAGGCUCGGACUGAUUCUGUCAUUUCCAUUUAUAACAAAUAAUAUUGUUGGGUUUUUAACUUAAUAUUCGACAUAUCUUGUAUAUAAAUAUUGUUUGUUAGAAUAAUUGUUAAAGUCUUUUUUUUUCUCUUUUUUUUUAAUACAGACAAUAUUCCUUAAUUUGCAUAUAUAUAUAUAAUAUAUAUAUAUAUUUUUAAUAUAUUAUACAGUUUAUGUACAUCUGAAUUGCUUCCCCUUUUGUUCAUAGUUGCUGUUUCUGAUGUUCGAUAUGUAAGUGUGAUUUGAAAUACUUUUUACUCGGCACUACCUGUUAUAUGUAAAUACAUUCUGAUUUGUUUUAAGUAUUAGUUAUAAUCACAUUUUAAUCAAAAAGUUAUUUGUUUCUGUUGUUUUUGUUUUAUUAUAUUUAAAAAACUGUGACACGUACAUAGAUGAAGUUGUUAAUCAUGUUUCAUACUAUUUUCCCCACACCUUGUUUUGUUUUGAAAACCCAGCAGCUGACAGGUGAUGCUACAGCAGGCAAAAUGUAGAAAACAUAAGGUGUUUUCUCUUUCAUGAAUACUCCACCUGUCCUCAAACAAAAUGUAGAAAACGUAAGGUGUUUUCUCUUUCAUGAAUACUCCACCUGUCCUCAAACAAAAUGUAGAAAACGUAAGGUGUUUUCUCUUUCAUGAAUACUCCACCUGUCCUCAAACAAAAUGUAGAAAACGUAAGGUGUUUUCUCUUUCAUGAAUACUCCACCUGUCCUCAAACAAAAUGCAUAGUCCCCUAAGUAGUCUGGUUUGAAAAUUCCAACAGCCAAUGGGAUAGCCUAAAAUUCUUCUACUGCAUACCCCUUCCUGUUCCGGUCAUGUUAUUGUAACUUCCUUCCUUUUCCUUCACUGUUGUGAAAUAUUCAAUCAGUCAUAGAAUUCAGAGAGAAAAACCUGUUUGGACUUAGACAUCCAAUAGCUGAUGAUUUUGAUGGUUUUAAGUUGAAUUCACCUAAUCUUUAACUGCACACUAUUUAAUAAAUGAAAGAUAAGAUCAAUAUAUGUAACUGCAGCUAUCUAUAACAGCCCUUGAAAUUUGCGAUAGCAAUCGGCAGUGCCGUUACAAAAGGCUGUCGCAAGAUAACCGCAUAGAACUCAGUGAACCUAUUGCUUGAUCUUACUGGCCAGUAUUAGUGAGUAUGCCAGUGGGGAAAAUAGUAUGAAAUAAAAUGUGACAAUUUAUUGAUUUUUGUUCAUGUUAUUUGAAUCAUGUUACUAUUUAUGUAACAAACUGUAGAACAUUCAUUUUGAAAAAUCUUUUGUUUUUGUUUAUGUGUCAUUGGCAUUAAGCCAACUACUGUAUAUAUGUUUUAAAAAUCUAUUUGUUAUUUCAUCUCAGUAAACAAGUGCAAUACAUGCUUGUUCAAAA